Molecule: messenger RNA, 3738 nt
Organism: Asparagus officinalis (garden asparagus)
Lineage: Eukaryota; Viridiplantae; Streptophyta; Magnoliopsida; Asparagales; Asparagaceae
Exons: 1
Coding region: 580-3378 (932 amino acids)
Source: RefSeq, a predicted model, not a curated record
AGUUGAGGAAGUGGGUGGGCUUUAGAGGUGAGAGGGUGAUAAUGGUGGAAGGAGAAAAGCAAUUAAUGCGACCAUGUAUGGAUUGACCAGUGCAGUAAUGGCGCUGAGCUAAUUGCAGCAGUCCUGCUUUUAAUUCUGCUGUUGCUUCUGCUUGUGACUGUGAGAUCAAAAAGAGAGAUUUUUUUUUUUUUUUGAGAGAGAGAGAGAGAGUAACAAAAGCUUGCGAACUGAGCAACAACGAGAGGAGGAGAGAGAAAGAGGAGAUUUUGGGAUCUGGGUUUUGUUAAGAAGGGAGAGAGAUCUCUCGUCUUUGCCUCUCCUCAAAUUCAAUUAGGGUUUCCUCUUGGCAGUUUGAUCCCUUUUUAAUAUAUAUUUUUUUAAAGUGAAGGUCUCUUCCUUUUUCACUUUUCUUUUCAUGGGAAUCUCUCAUUUUUAGGGUUUGAAUGAUUGUUUGCUCUCUUUCUUUCCCUUUUGCCCCCCAAAUUUUGUUGAAAUAAAGUUAGGGUUUCAGGUUCCGACCCCCCAAAAUCCCCAUAUUCCAAAAUUUCUAUGAUCUUCUUCAAAAAUUACUAACACUAAAUGCAUCUAUCCCUAUGGAAACCCAUUUCCCACUGCGCUUCACUGAUCCUCGACAAGAAGAGCCGCCGGCAUAAAGAUUCCGGUGACGGAGAAAUCUCCGACGAAAACAUACGCAGCAGCAAGAAGAAACCCUCCAUCCUUCGUCAGCUUCAAGAGUCCAAGCUUCGUGAAGCCCUAGAAGAAGCUUCUGAAGAUGGGUCUCUCUUCAAAUCUCAAAGCAUCGAUGACCCGUCGACCGCCGGCGAUGAUCCCCUCUCAAACCCUAACUCCGCUGCAGUUGGCCGAUCGAGAUCCCUUGCUCGCCUCCAUGCCCAAAAGGAGUUCUUGCGAUCGACUGCUCUCGCUGCUGAUCGAACUUUCGUGAACCCUGACUCGAUCCCUGAACUUGAGGAAUCGCUCUCGAAGUUUUUGACAAUGUAUCCGAAGUACCAGAGCUCGGAGAAGAUUGAUAGACUGAGGUCUGAUGAGUAUUCGAACCUCGAUGAGUCGGGAGGUAAAGUUUGCCUUGAUUAUUGUGGGUUUGGAUUGUUUUCAUAUUUGCAAAGUUUCCAGCAAUGGGAGUCUUCCGCUUUUAGUUUAUCUGAGAUAACUGGUAAUUUGAGUAACCAUGCAUUGUAUGGCGGUGCUGAGAAUGGCACUGCUGAGCACGAUAUUAAGGCGAGAAUUAUGAAUUACUUGAAUAUACCCGAGAAUGAGUAUGGAUUGGUUUUCACUGUUAGUAGAGGUUCGGCGUUUAAGCUUCUCGCUGAAUCUUACCCAUUUCAUACGAACAAGAAGUUGUUGACGAUGUUUGAUCAUGAAAGCCAGUCGGUGAAUUGGAUGGCUCAGAGUGCAAAGGAGAAGGGGGCAAAAACCUACAGUGCUUGGUUCAGGUGGCCAACUUUGAAGCUCUGCUCGAGUGAGCUCAGGAAGCAAAUCUCAACAAAGAAGAGGAGGAAGAAGGAUUCGGCUGUUGGUUUGUUUGUUUUCCCGGUGCAAUCGAGGGUUACAGGGGCAAAGUAUUCCUAUCAGUGGAUGGCUUUGGCUCAGCAGAACAAUUGGCAUGUGUUGCUUGAUGCCGGUUCUUUAGGUCCUAAGGACAUGGAUUCGCUUGGGCUAUCUCUUUUCAGACCCGAUUUCAUUAUAACUUCGUUCUAUCGGGUAUUUGGGUCUGACCCAACUGGUUUCGGUUGCCUCCUUAUCAAGAAAUCGGUGAUGGCUAGCUUACAAAACCCUAAUGGUGGAACCGGAUCGGGAAUGGUGAGGAUUGUUCCAGUGUUUCCUCAAUAUUUGAGUGAUUCAAUUGACGGCUUGGAUGGAUUAGAUGGGAUUGAGGAUGAGAUGAUCAAUGGAAAUGAUGAAUCUUUGAUGCCCGGUACCAGCAAAGGAUUUCAAAUGCCAGCUUUCUCGGGCGCAUUCACUUCAGCUCAAGUUCAAGAUGUGUUCGAGACUGAAAUGGAUCAUGAUAAUAGCUCCGAUAGAGAUGGGGCAAGUACAAUUUUUGAGGAAACAGAGAGUGUUUCUAUGGGCGAGGUCAUGAAGAGUCCAGUCUUUAGUGAAGAUGAGUCCUCUGAUAACUCUUUUUGGAUUGAUUUGGGUCAGAGCCCGUAUGGUUCGGAUCAUUCAGGCCAGUUGAGUAGAGGUGGGAAGUUGGGCUCUCCGUUGCCGCCAUCUUGGUUCACUGGGAGAAAGAAUCAGAAGAGAGUGUCUCCGAAAUUGGCAACUAAAAUGUCAAGGAGUCCUAUAUACGACGAUCAUGUUGUGUCCUUUGAUGCUGCUGUUUUAUCGGUUUCGCAAGAAUUGGACAGGGUAAAAGAGGAUCCAGAAGAAGAGCAAAUUUUACAUCACAACAGUGAAAUUCAAGAAGAGCCUGAGACAAGGUCACAUACUGUGAAAUUCUCUUCCAGCAAUGGAACAAUAGCUCAGAGCUCAGCCUCUAUUUUGAAUGGCCCAGCAUCUGAAAUUUGUUCGGAGACAAAAGAAAGUGCGAUCAGAAGGGAAACCGAAGGGGAAUUUAGAUUAUUAGGAAGGAGAGAAGGAAAUGGCCGGUUUGCUGGUGGGAGAUUCUUCACCGAAGAUAAUGAGCGGGUAUUAAGCAUGGGUCGAAGAGUUUCCUUCAGUGUGGAUGAAGCUAAACCUAUUGAAAGAUUGGGUAGCCAUAAUUCGGAAAUUGGGGAAGUCUCUGGACCAAACCAAGCCGAUGAUGAUGAGGAUGAUGGUAGUGAUGGUGAUGAUGAGGAUUGGGGAAGAAGAGAACCGGAAAUUGUUUGUAGACAUCUCGAUCAUGUGAACAUGUUGGGUCUCAACAAAACCACCUUUAGACUUCGAUAUCUGAUAAAUUGGUUGGUGACUUCUUUACUUCAGUUGAGGCUACCAGACUCAGAUGGGGGAGGAAAUGGGGUUCCUCUUGUGAAUAUUUAUGGCCCAAAGAUCAAGUAUGAGAGGGGUGCAGCAGUAGCAUUCAAUGUGAAAGAUGGCAAUGGAUCUUUAAUCAACCCUGAAAUUGUACAGAAGCUUGCUGAGAAGCAUGGAAUCUCUUUAGGUAUUGGUUUUCUUAGUCAUAUACGGCUUUUAGAAAAUCAGAAACAUGGGACAGUUGAUUUGGGUGGUACUUCAUUUUGCCGUCCUGUCUCAAAUGGGAAAUAUGAUGGUAAGAAUAAGAAUACUGUAAUCAGAGUGGAAGUUGUCACGGCGUCUCUUGCAUUCCUCACAAACUUUGAAGAUGUUUACAGAAUGUGGGCUUUUGUAGCGAGAUUUCUUGAUCCGGCUUUUGUUGAAGGUGAUAGACUAUCUGCUGUUGAGGAAUCUGUGGAAUUAUAGAAGUUGAAAUUGGUUCUCAUACUACGUCACUCGCCUCAAUGGCCUGAUUGCUAGAUGCAGGGACCUUGUGAAAGGGAUGGAAGAUCUGAUCUUUUGUUUAUUUCUUUGAAAUCCUUCUUCAUGAGUUUCCUGCUAAGGUGUUGGAUAUAUUUAUUCUUGGCCUAUUCCUUGUGUUGUGUAUCUUUUUCGGUUCGUGUAGCUUAGAGAUAUGUAUCCUUCCCUGUGACAGGCAAAACACCGUUUCCAUCUAUUGCUGUUUGUAAAGCAUAUAGUGAAAUGGGCAGGAAACCAGUUCCAUUAUAUUGUAAGAUUCUCGUUAUCGGAUAGGAAGAUGAAAUAUUCAUUUCAAAAUUUGUUGUA